GUUAAAAAGAUAUUGUUUAACCCCUCUUUUCUUUCGCACCAAAAAAAAUGACAUCCGUGCUUAACUAAAGUAGCCAAUAUUCCAAUAUACCCAAUUGCCGCUCUCAGGAAACCCAAGUGAUGGAAAAGAGUGAAGGCUUCCUGAGAUUGAUAUUUUCUUGGUCUCUUGAUGAUAUACUCAAUAAUGAUCUUUAUAAAGACAAGGUGAAGCAAAUUCCGACGACAUUCUUAUCAGUACAUUACUAUCUAAACUCAUUUAUUUUACCACUCAUUGAGGAAACUCGCACAGAUUUAUGCUCAAGCAUGAGAAUGGUGUCAGAAGCUCCAGCAUGUGAAAUAACAGACAUAGCUUUUUCUGAAAAUCACAACUCUCCACAUGAUUUGUUAUACAAGAUAGAAAUGAAUACAACAGCAGAUAGUGAUAGAAAAGGGGAUAUUUACGAGCCUGAGGUUGGACAGCUCGUUGCUUUGACUGGUAGGAGGCCAACAGGCUUUGACGAUUUGAACAAGCCUGGAAAUUCCUAUAUUAUUGCUUUAAUUAAGACGGUAAAGAAAAAAGACAAUGAAGAUGUUUAUGAUGCUCAAAUACUAGCCUCAAAGCCCAUUAAAUUGGAAAUGUACUUGCAAGAAGAUGACAGAUAUAUAUACGGUAUAUAUGGUUUUGCUGUCUAUCUUAUUAAUGUGACAACAAAUAUGCGUAUAUGGAAUACACUGAACUCUGAUCCAGAUGGUCCAGGCAUCCAUGUCAUCAAGCAACUGCUCCAACCUGAUUCUUCUGUUGGAGAAAACUGUGCUCAAUGUUUCUCUGGUGAAAGGUACACUAUUGAUGUUUCAAAUCUUGGUGCUGCUAUUCGCUCAUUUGAUUUGAACGAAGCUCAAGAAGAAAGUGUUUUAAGUUGUUUAGCUGCAAGGGAAUGCUGUCACAAAAGUACUGUAAAAUUGAUUUGGGGCCCUCCAGGGACAGGGAAAACAAAAACAGUUGGCUCAUUACUAUUUGCCCUCCUCAAACGAAAAUGUAGAACACUUGCUUGUGCCCCAACUAAUGUGGCCGUACUGGAAAUGACAUCUAGGUUUCUUAGGCUAGUGAUGGAUUCCAUUGAUUAUCACACUUAUGGUUUUGGAGACAUAGUAUUAUUUGGCAACAGAAAGCGGAUGAGUAUUGACAAUCGUGAUGAUCUUAUUGAUAUCUUUCUUGAUUACCGUGUAAAUAUACUUGCCAGGUGCUUUGCACCCUUGUCUGGUUGGAAACAUCAUUUAGAACUAGUGAUAUGGUUACUUGAAAACCCUGAAAAGCAGUAUAAUGAAUAUUUAGAGUGCGAGGAAAAAAAGGAUUAUGAGAUAGAUGAUGACAAUUUCUUGAAAGAAGAGAAUGAACUACUUGCAAUUUCAAAUCAACAAACAAAUCAAGAGAGAAAGAAUGCGUCCAAGGAUCCAAAAAUUUGUAAGCAAAAUGAGUGGAUGAAAAUAAUUAAUAAAACUUUAAGGGAAAACAGGUUGUGUUUUAAGGAGGGAAACAAAAGUAAUGAUAAGCAGGAGAAGAAGGAUUUUCUUUUCCGUGAGAACAAAAUAAAAAUAUUGACAUUUCUCGAGUUUGUCAAGAAAAAAUUGAAUUAUAUCAGGAGGCAGAUGAGAACAUUUGCUGUGGAUAUGUGUACUCACUUGCCAACUUCUUUUAUCUCAUUAAGAGUGGUGAAAAUUUUAUUUGAAUGUCUUGAUUGUCUUAAAGUCCUUGCAACGGUGCUAUCGGACAAUUCCAUUACUGAUCAAGAAUUUAUACAUGCCCUUGCUAUAUCUUAUGUUGAUGAAAGUAGUCUUAGUUGCUGUACUUGGCAGGCUAAGUUUUGUAUGACCAGGAAAGAAUGCCUUAAAAUGCUUAAAUCACUUCAAAAUUUGUUGAUUCUUCCUGAUUUUUUUGAUGAAAAUUCAAUCAGAAACUUUUGUCUCAGAAGAUCUCGCAUGAUUUUUUGUACUGUUUCAAGCUCUGCUAGAUUGCAUGUAGUAGGACUUGAUAGACUAGAAAUGUUAGUUAUAGAUGAAGCCGCUCAACUCAAAGAAUGUGAAUCAAAUAUACCUUUACAACUUCCUGGUAUUCGUCAUGUUGUACUUAUUGGAGACGAGAAACAGUUGCCAGCCCUAGUCAAAAGUGAGAUUUCUGGCAAAGCAGGAUUCGGGAGAAGUUUGUUUGAAAGGCUGGUUCUUUUGGGUCAUGAAAAACACCUUCUCAAUGUUCAAUAUAGAAUGCAUCCAUCCAUUAGCUUGUUUCCAAAUAUGGAAUUCUAUGACAAACAGAUUUUGGAUUCUCCAAGUGUCAAAGGGAGGAGCUAUGAGAAGCAUUUUCUACAUGGAGACAUGUUUAAGUUCUACUCUUUCAUAAAUGUUGCUUAUGGACAAGAUGAAUUUGGUGAAGGGAAUAGCCGAAAAAAUAUGGUGGAAGUAGCUGUGGUAUCUGAGAUUGUUCUCAACCUUUAUAAAGAAUCAGCUUCUAGAAAACAGACUGUUAGUGUCGGUGUUAUAUCACCAUAUAAAGCUCAAGUUGUUGCCAUACAAGAGGCUCUUGGAAAAAGGUUUGGUGGUGAUGUUGAUAAUGACUUUUCUGUGAAGGUUUCCACUGUUGAUGGUUUCCAAGGUGGCGAAGAGGAUGUGAUAAUAAUAUCCACUGUAAGAUAUAAUAACAUGGGAUCUGUGGGAUUUGUUUCUAAUUUUCAAAGAACUAAUGUUGCUUUAACAAGAGCAAGGUAUUGCCUUUGGAUAGUAGGUAAUGGUGCAACUUUGAUGAAUAGUUGUUCCGUUUGGGAGAGACUCAUCCUUGAUGCUAAGGCUCGAAGCUGUUAUUAUAAUGCUGAUGCGGAUGAGAGGUUAUCUCAUGUGAUUACAACUGCCAUGAUUGAGCUUGGUCAAGUUGGUGAUCUAUUGAAUUUGAAUUCUAUGCUCUUUAGGAAAGCAAGGUGGAAGGUAUGCUUCAAUCAAAGUUUUCUGAUCUCUAUGGCAAGAAUUAAGAGCAUUGAGAUUUGCAAGAAAAUAUGUUCUAUGCUGGUGCAACUUUCAAGUGGUUGGCGUCAGCCUCACCGGGAGAUAAAUAUUGGAUUUGUGGAUGAUACUUCUACCCAACUGUUGGAGCUGUAUAAGGUCAAUGAGUCACUUUAUCUUGCAUGGACCAUAGAUGUUCUUGAGGAGAACUCAAAUUAUGUUCAAGUUUUAAAGAUUUGGGAUGUUUUGCCAUUGUCUGAGGUAUCUAAUUUGGCAAGGGAUAUCAACAUCUCAUACAGGAGUUAUUCUGUUGAUAUUCUUAGAUGCUGCAAAAUCAGAUGUUCUGAAGGGAAAUUUGACAUUCCAAUGACAUGGUUUUCUAAUAUGAAUCAUGUAACCAGUUAUAAUCUUCCACAAGCUGAUCCCAUGCAGUUUCUGUGCAACCAAUUUGCUUUGCUUAGACUGAGGGACGGUUAAAUUAGAAUUGAUAGUAUAUUACUCUCACCUCCCUUGAAUUUUGUUUCUGUUGCACAAACCUCUCUCCUCUGUUUUGAAAAUAUAUGUACAUAUCAGUUUCAACCAGUCAGAAGUUUUUGGUAAGUUUUUCUUUUUUGCUCAUUUGGGACCUCAAUGUCAUGGCCAUGCCCUAUUUUAGAUUUUAUUUUUUGUUGUGGUAAUUCUAAAUUCUAAAGUAGGCCCUUCCUUUUGCUAAUGUAAAUGAGAUAUUGAUCUUGGUUUCUCAAUUCUCACUUGGUAUGUCCAUCUUAAAAACUUAAUAAGAAAUCAGCAUUAGGGUCUCUUACACUUUCCAAAGUAAGAAUAAUUUGUUUCUGAGCUUUCAUUUCCAAUUUGGUCUCUUCACGAGCUUUCUCAUGGUUUAUUUCAUUUUCGUUUUCUUCCUUUAUUGAUGCUGAGGCAAAUGAUGAUUCUUUCUUUUUCAUUUUUCAGAAACUUGGAUUUUGGAAUACCAUACCUUGCAGCUUUGGUUUGGAGAGAAAUACUGAAUUUUAAGUUUAGGAAAACGUAUGCUUUAACCUCAAGGUCAAUAGCAAUUGUGUAUACGUAUAGAAGAGUAUACAUACCCUCUAUGCAUACAACCAUAUGUUUAGUAAAAGAUAAUGCCUUUUUUGCGUUUGCCUUGGCUAUAUUUCUGAUAUGACAAGGAAGAAGCAGUAUGGUGCGUGAAACCUGUAUUUGCUUUGGUGCUUUUGGGGUAUCUUCUCAGUAUCAUAUCUUAUGCAAA
This is a messenger RNA of Cajanus cajan (pigeon pea), 4209 nucleotides long. RefSeq lists its product as uncharacterized. The record is from RefSeq and is a predicted model, not a curated record. NCBI's taxonomy places the organism in Eukaryota, Viridiplantae, Streptophyta, Magnoliopsida, Fabales, Fabaceae. Gene Ontology annotation, molecular function: helicase activity.